Insectozyma verbasci is the source of this 2835-nucleotide messenger RNA. Lineage: Eukaryota; Fungi; Ascomycota; Pichiomycetes; Serinales; Debaryomycetaceae. The record is from the annotation of a GenBank genome assembly.
AUGGCACCAGCUCCAGAAAAUAAAGAGCUAGUUAAACCAGAUAAUAAUGAAGUAAAGAAAGAUACUAAAGUUAAACAAGAAGAAGAAUUAUCUGAAGAAGAUCAACAUUUAAAAGAUGAAUUGGAAUUAUUAGUUGAAAGAUUAAAUGAAUCAGAUCAAGAUAAACAAUUAUAUAGUAAAUAUUUACAAAGCUUAAAAACUUUUAUUAAAGAAUCAACUACUUCAAUGACUGCUGUUCCAAAACCAUUAAAAUUUUUAAGACCUUUCUAUCCAACUUUAACUAAUUUAUAUCAUGAAUGGUCAAAUAAAUAUAAUAGUGAUGAAAUUGUUUUACAAUUAGCUGAUAUUUUAUCUGUUUUAGCAAUGACUUAUUCUGAUGAAGGUAAAGAUUCACUAAAAUAUAGAUUAUUAUCAUCAGAUGAUUCUAUAGCAGAUUGGGGUCAUGAAUAUAUGCGUCAUUUAGCUUUAGAAAUUGGUGUUGUUUAUCAAGAAAGUUUAGGAGUUGAUGAAGAUAAAAUUAAUAAACUUACUAAGCUAGCAUUGAAGAUUGUACCAUUCUUUCUUAAACAUAAUGCAGAAGAAGAUGCUGUUGAUUUAUUAUUAGAAAUUGAAUCAAUUGAUAAAUUACCACAAUUUGUUGAUGAAAAUACUUAUGCAAGAGUUUGUUUAUAUGUUCAAAGUGUCGUUCCAUAUUUAGCUCCACCUGAUGAUGUUUCAUUUUUAAAUACUGCAUUUACAAUUUAUUUAUCUCAAAAUCAAUUAACUCAAGCUUUAAUAAUUGCUAUAAAAUUGGAUGAUUCACUAUUGAUAAAACAAGUUUUCGAUUCUACAAAUGACACUUUAAUACAUAAACAGUUGGGUUUUAUAUUAUCACAAACUAAUAAUAAUUUCAAAUAUGAUGAUAAUCAAGAAGUUCAAGAAUGUAUAUCAAAUGUUAAAUUAGCAGAAUAUUAUCAUUAUUUAACAAAAGAAUUAAAUCUAUUAGAUGCUAAAAUUCCAGAAGAUAUUUAUAAAUCGCAUUUGGAAAAUUCAAAAUUUGGUUUAGGUACUUCUGGUUCAAUUGAUUCUGCAAAACAAAAUUUAGCUGCAUCAUUUGUACAUUCAUUUUUAAAUUUAGGUUAUGGUAAUGAUAAAUUAAUUCAAACUGAUGAAGAUAAUAAAUCAUGGAUUUAUAAAACAAAAGGUAAUGGUAUGAUUUCAACAACCGCUUCAUUAGGUUCAAUUCAUCAAUGGGAUACAAAUGAAGGUUUACAAGUUUUGGAUAAAUAUACUUAUUCAGAAGAUCAAGAAAUUAAAGCUGGUGCUUUGUUAGGUACUGGUAUUGUAUCAUCAAAUGUUCAUGAUGAAGUUGAUGCUGCAUUAGCUUUAUUACAAGAUUAUAUUCAUGACUCAAAUAAAUUAUUUCAAACAUCAGCUAUCAAUGGUUUAGGUAUUGCAUUUGCUGGUACUGCAAAUGAAGAAGUGUUAAAUUUAUUAUUACCAUUAGUUUCUGAUUUAGAUAUACUGUUGGAAAUUUCAUGUUUAGCUGCAUUAGCUUUAGGUCAUGUAUUUGUUGGUACAUGUCAUGGUGAUAUAACAUCAACAAUUUUACAAAGUUUAUUAGAAAGAGAUUUUACUCAAUUAACUAAUCCAUUUAUAAAAUUCAUGUCAUUAGGUUUGGGUAUAUUAUAUAUGGGUAAAACUGAACAUGCAGAAGAUGUAUUGGAAACAAUAGAUGCUAUAGAACAUCCAAUAAGUAAAACUUUAAAAGUUUUGGUAAAUAUUUGUGCUUAUGCAGGUACUGGUAAUGUUUUACAAAUACAAGCUUUAUUACAAAUGUGUACAGCUAAACCAAAAGAUCAAUUAGAAGAAGAAAAGAAAUUGGAACAAUCAGAAGAAGAUCAAAAGAAAGAAGAAGGUGAAGAACCAAAAGAAGAAACUGAAGAAGCUAAAGAAGAUGUUGUUAUGGAUAAGAAGGAAGAAACUAAAGAUGAAAAAGAUGAAAAAGAAAAAGAUGAUUCUAAACCAGAAGAAUCUGAAGAAGAAUUAUAUCAAGGUAUUGCUGUAUUAGGUUUAGCAUGUAUUGCAAUGGGUGAGGAUAUUGGUCAAGAUAUGUCAUUACGUCAUUUCAGUCAUUUAAUGCAUUAUGGUAAUUCAUUAAUAAGAAGAGCAGUUCCAUUAGCAAUGGGUUUAGUUUCAACAUCAAAUCCACAAAUGAAAGUUUUUGAAACUUUAUCAAGAUAUUCACACGAUCCAGAUUUAGAAGUUGCUCAAAAUUCCAUAUAUUCAAUGGGUUUAGUUGGUGCUGGUACAAAUAAUGCAAGAUUAGCACAAUUAUUAAGACAAUUAGCCUCAUAUUAUAUAAAAUCUCAAGAUACUUUAUUUAUGGUUAGAAUUGCUCAAGGUAUAUUACAUUUAGGUAAAGGUACUUUAACAUUGACACCAUAUAAUUCAGAAAGAACAAUAUUAUCAAAAGUUUCAUUAGCUUCAUUAUUAACUAUAUCAAUUGCUUUAUUAGAUCCAAAACAAUUUAUAUUAUCAGAUUCAACAACUGAAACAACUCAUCAAUUAUUAUAUUAUUUAACACCAGCCAUAAAGCCAAGAAUGUUGGUUACAGUUGAUGAAGAAUUAAAACCAAUAAAAGUAAAUGUUAGAGUUGGUCAAGCUGUUGAUGUUGUUGGUCAAGCAGGUAAACCAAAAACAAUAACUGGUUGGGUAACUCAAUCAACUCCUGUAUUGUUAAAUUAUGGUGAACGUGCAGAAUUGGAAAAUGAAGAAUUUAUAAGUUUAUCAAAUUCAUUAGAAGGUAUUGUAAUUUUGAAAAAAAAUCCUGACUACAUGGAAGUAGAUAACUAA